CCUCUCAGCUCCCAGGUGCACAAGGACUCCAGAACAACCUUGUCUAAACUUACGGACCAAACCCUUCACUGAAAUCCUCUAUUGUAGGUAGUAGUUCUUUCGUGUCUUGACUUCAGGUGUUUCUUUAGGUAUCUGCAGCUUUACAGCAGCUCUUGAUUAGAGCGAGGCGAUUAACCGUUGUGUGGUGAAUUGCAGAAUGCAUGGUUUUUAAAAUAAAGCCAACAAGAACACCUGUGGAGGGGAGAAAAAACAUCUGAGGCGUUGAGGUUGCCUCCGCUGCAAGGAAGAUAUAAAACAGACCCUGCGUUGCACCAGCACAGCUGUGACAGAGCAAACCCACACUGUGCAGCCAGGCCUCAGGGCUGCGUUCCCGCCACUGCGCAGCCUGAGGCUGAGAGGGCAGCAUGGCGGCGGGGGGCAGCCGUGGGGACCCCUUGGCCAUAGAGCCACUGCCUGAGCCCCAGCCCGAGAUGUCCCUGGCUGAGGGGCUCGGGGGGGACCAGGAGCAAAUGGCAGAGAUUCAAUUUAAAAUUCUAAGAGGGCACGGUGAUACUGUGAGUUCCUGCCAUUUUUGCUGUGAAGACUCAAAAGUACUUUCGUGCUCUCAUGACAGAACAGUGAAGCUCUGGGAUGUUGCCAAAGGAUUUCCUGUUCAAAUUUUUGAAGAACACACAGCCCCAGUUUCUGAAUGCAACUUGAGUCCUGACGAUAGAAGGAUGGUGACAUCAUCCUAUGAUAACACUGUCAAGACCUGGGAUAUGGAAACAGGAAAAGUGCUUUGGACAAUAGAACAUGAAGGCAUCGUAACUUCAUGUAAUAUUUCCCACGAUGGCAAAUAUGUGGUAUCUGGCUCAGAUAAAGGCAAUGCCAUAUCUGUUUUUGAUGCAGUAAGUGCAACAGAGGUGGUAUGUGUCCAAGGUCAUCACAGGAGUACAAUCACAAGAUGCUGUUUUGAUCCUGAUAAUCAGAGGGUGACUUCAGUAUCAUACGAUAAGACUAUAAAGCUGUGGGAUAUGGUAGCUCGAUCCACCUCCAUUACAAUUAAAGAGGGACACAGCAAUGCUAUCUCAGAUUGUUGCUUUACAUCUGAUGGUCGAUACUUAUGCACAGCAUCCUGGGACAGGAGCUUAAAAAUAUGGGAUGUAAAGACAGGAGAAUUUUGGAGUCGUGGACCUGUUACCUUGAACCAGGGACAUGAGGGUUCUGUUAGUUCCUGUUGCUUUAGCCAAGAUGCAUCACUUGUAGUGUCUGGUGGAUAUGACAACGCUAUAACCAUAUGGGAAACAGAUGCAGGAUAUAAGAAGUUAAGCUUAAAGGGCCAUUGGGACUGGGUGACAGACGUUGCAAUUAGUGAAGACAAGAAGUGGAUUCUUUCAGCCUCAAAGGAUUCUACUUUGAGACUGUGGAAUAUUGAAAGGAUGGAUCGCAUACCUUCAGUGAUAGAAAGCAGAAAAGAAAAAGGCUCAAAAAUUGCUCAGUGUGAAGAAUGUGAACGACCUUUCUUAAGCCUGCAGCAUGCUGGCUUUGAAGUGAUAUCCAAGUGUGUAUUCUGUCGUCUGUCUUCUCCAGCAAGAAGUAUUUUGCCAUUGCCACCUUCCAUCCCUCCUGAUCUUUAAAUUCAUAUGACAGUCUUUGGAUGUUAACAUAUGUAAGUAUAAAUUCAACCUUCACGGGAUUCCUGCCACAGUGUGUGCUGAGCUCUCAUUAUGGUCUGUGGAAACUAUGGAGCACUGAGUUUUUCUGAAAAUCUCUUGAUAAUAUUUUAACACAGGUAUUUGAGAACUCUCAUCUGAAUAACAUUUGUUAUGACACAACUAUUGAUUUGGUAUUGUUUCUGGGUGACUUUUUAAACAAAUGGUUUUUUUUAUUAUACAUGCUAUCUACUUAAAAACGCUGCUCUUUUUGUCCUAUGAAAGCAAAAUUUAAUGGUUGAAGGUAUGGUAAUAGCAAAUACAGCCUCUUGUACCUGUAAUUUCAUUUGAUGCUUCUCCCUGAAUAAACUUACUAGAACAUCGUAGCCCAGGAACAAUUAAUUAUAGUUUCUCUAAUUAUUGAUUUGAGUGAAUGUAGGUUUUUGUGAAAAAAAAAGGUCUUAUAUGAACUAAUCAAUUAAUUUCUGGUUCUGACUUUUGACAAAUUAUAUGACUAUGUAUCCUGCCUUCCUGUUAGAACAUUUGCUGUCAGUAACAAAACAAUCUCCAAACCACAUUGAAGUCAUUCUGUUUGGCCAGCCCUAAGAGGCUGUUUUUUUUAGUACUACACCUUCUUUUUGUUGUGCAUUUUCCCCUUAAUUAACAUUUUAAUUUGCAUUUUCAUGCAGAACAGAAUUAAUCACCAAAAUAAACAUGUUUUCCCCUUUGAAAUGGGCUAUGCUCUUCCACUGAGUGCUUCUCGUGGUCAUUUGGUUUGUCUUUAUAUAAUAGCUAUGCUUUAUCUUAAUUGAGCAGCAUACCCAUAGCCCAUUAUUUCCAUAACUUUUAAGCAGCCAAAAUCCAACUUUUUACAGUGUUAUCUAUAUUAGCUGCAUUCUAAAAUUAUUGCUUUUUUCUCUUAAUAGAAUGUAAUUUAAAGUGUAGGAACUGUGUGUCCUUAACCACAAUAACUGCAAAUGCAUGUGUGAUGAAGGCUGGGAUUCUGCAGUCUGUACAGCUGCCAUUAUCACAUGGCAUCCUUUUCUUUAGGCUGAGGAAACGUAUCCCAGGUAUUUGUUGCAAAUUCCUUUUGGCCGUGGCCAAAAUCUGCCUCUGUUCUAGGAUGGCGAGAGAGGGUGACCUUCUUUCCAUGUUCUUUCCACAAGGCCAAGUGCUGUUCCUGCUGGCAGUCUGUCUGACUGCGCUCUGUGGGAACGUAACUGGGAAGAUUAGGGGAGAAUGAAUGAAUUAGUAACUGCAAAGGCAAACGUGGAAUGAGCAGAGCCAAGAGCUACCAUGAGUUGGCCCUUUAAACAGUGCUAGUAAGACCCAUGCCAUUAUAACAUGAUGCAAUGGUCCAGAUUCAGGUCAGUAAUAAAAAUAAGAGAAGGAUUUAGUCAUUUGGUUUAAUACCAGCUUGUUGAAUCUCUGAUUCAAUCAUUUCCAAAUGAUUUCACAUAAAUUGAUUACAUGGUUGCUGCUGGUUUCUGUAUUUCAGCAACUUUGAACAUGUGGCCCUCAGGAGAGCUUAAAAAUAGAUUUGGGGCUGUCUUGGCACCAGUGGCUUUAGGUCUGCCUGACACUGAUCAGAGCUAAUUUGCCUGCAGAGCCCUGGGCUGGUACUGUGCAAUCUGAAAUCUAUCCAAGCCUUUGCUCUGUCUCUGUUCUUCCCUGUGAAGAACCUGAGGAAGAACAUUCACUAAUGGCUGCUGGAGUGACAGUGCUUUGAAGAAAACAGCAUACGUUAUUCAGUGAAUGCAAGUAUUUCGGAAAUGAAAUUACGUUGCGGUUAUAUUGAGAAUCUGAAUGCUUGCACGUCAAGAUUUGUGUUUCACUAAUGUUAUUUGCAUUACCUUUUUGUCCCCUGAACUCUGGGCAUUACAGAAUACCUAUGGAGCCCUUCUGUACUGGAAUGCACUGGGUAAAUUGCCCGCAGAUCCAUCUAGAACUGUGCGGAGCUCAGUGUGAGUAAUUGUAAUUGUGUCCAACUGGGAUUACUGUACUUUCAGAAAAUCUAUAGACAUGAGAUGAAAUAUUUAAAAUCCCUCGCCAGUUAAAUAUUUGCCACGGGCCUCACUUUGGAGAAAUGGGAAAGCUCUGUGAUUCAUACGUCCAUGCUGUUGCAGUCGGUGGGCACUUCUUUGCCAUUACGCUCAGUGAAUGCAGGGUUGAGGAGAAAUGAGCUAACACAGAGCACCCAAGUUCUUUGCAGUAGGGGAAACGAGAAGCACUGAAUUCACAAUUGCUGCACCUCCGGCUGAGUAAAUGGAUCGAUGCCAUAUUGUGUAAUGAAAUAAUGUUAUUAAAUACUGGCUCUUUGGAUUAAUAUUUCUUUAGCAUAACACCAUUUGAUGGGCAUAAAUAGUACCUUGUAUAGUUGAGUAGAAGAACAUUGCUUAAUAAGAUAAAUAAACAAUUAUUGUAAUUAAUUUCACUUUUGACAAUUGACAAGUUACUGUAAGAAUAAUAUUAUAAGUACAUAGGUUUGUUUUCCUGACUUGCUUGGUAUUUAUAAGUGAGCUGCUAUAUUUUUUGCUGCACAACAGCAUAGGCAUGAAUGCAUACAAUUUUUUUUGUUCAUUUGUUCCAAGAUGGUCUGUGAAAAAUGAUAGAUUCCUAAAAGUUAAUUACAGUGAGCUCCCAAAUCAACUGGUUGGUUGAGUUACUAACUGAAAAAUCAACACAACCUGUCUAUAAAUAAUUCUGAAAAGCACAAAUAUAAUAUAAAUGCACUGACAAAUAAAUACUAAUUCUUUUAUUGAAAUACUUUUAAAACUGGUUUAAUCUUCACAAUGCCUCCCCAGAUGCUGGCACAACAAGGAGUGUGUUGCCAUGGGAAGAAGUGCUAUAAUGAGGAAUAUUUGAGCACUGAUAGCUGUAAAUGCAUGUAAUGCUGGAUCUAUAGGCAGUUUCUGUGCUAUGUAUAUUGCGUUACCCUGCACAUCUGUACAAAGAUCAAAGGAUAUUUCUGUUAUCUACUUUUGAUUUAGAAUUUCUGACUCUGCAGGUUCUGUCUACCUGUUUGACUGCUUUUUGUUGUGGUGAAUUCAUAAACGUGUGAAAUAUAAAUAUAGAGAGACCUCUUUACACACUUUUCUUUCAUUGUUGCUUGUUGCAGCUGCUACUCUAGAUACUGGUGAGUGUUUUUGUAAGUUGAUCUAUUGUACAUUUUCCAAUUUGAUUUCCUUAUUUUUCAAUAAUUUAGUUGGCUUAUCAAUCUGGCACCUUCGUCUCCCACUCGAUUAAGGGAAUAACCAGAAUGAUUUGACAGCCACGUAACUAUCCUGGGAAGGGAUGACAUCUCUGGGCAGCAGUGCACGCAGCCAUGCCACUGUUGCCCUCGAGGAUAAAUAAACAAAUGUCAGCUCAGGGGAGCACCAUUGAUCCUGCAUGUGGAGUUGAUGAGUAUGAAAGAGGAUCUUGGAUGACUACCUUCAGAAAAAGGGACUUACAAGGACCAGAAUUUUCUUUUAUUUUUCUUGACUUAAUUUCUCAGUUUUUGACAAAUAUUUUACUUCUUCUGGCAUCAUAUUUCCAUAUUAUGUUGUACUGUAACAAUGUAUACAAUUGUGUAGUCCAGAUCCCAAAUCAUACGAAAGAUUUAUCGAAUACCUCAUGAAAGUUUUGUGAAAACCAAUACCCUGUUCUCAUAAAAUAGUUUCAAUCUCUAAAUUGCCAGAUAUCUUUUUGGUUUUAAUUCUCUCCAAGCACAUUUGUAGACAAUGUGCAUAUGAAUUUAUGGAACUGCUAUCUUGUUUAUUCUGCUGCUUUCUUACAAUGUGGUUAUUACACAAUUGUUGCAAUGAUUUUUUCCUUCACAUUCUUCAGCUCAUUUACCACAAGCUCUUCUUUAUUCUUGGUCAGAAUGUACAACUGGCAGCCAUAGCUGUGCUGUGCCUAAUAAGUCACAGUUAAAAGCUAUAUUGGAUUAUUUGGUUCUUUUUAUGCAAAAGAAAAUCCGACUUCCCAUGCUUUUAUGCUUCAUUGAAGAGUGAAGCAGCUUUGAUUCUUCUGGAAAUCUGACAUUUAGUUUUGCUCCACAGUUUAUUCCUAUUCUCUGUUCUUUAUUUUCUCAGCCCUUUCAGUAGUGUGGUCUGAAUAAGCAUGUUCAUUUGUUGUCAUGUUAUUCAUUUUUAUAUUAGUCAUUAUACAAUGAGUUCACUUGCACACUUCAGACAGCUUUAAUGUGUUUGAGGUUUUGUACGCAGCCUAAUACUGAAAACUAGCCUAGGCAACAAGGAAUAGAGAUGAAAUUGUCACACCUUCAGGGCAGGUACGAUUUCCUAUCUAUAUCUACCAACCCCCUAUCCCUGACCACAUGCUUUCAGUUUUUAUUUGGAACACUGAGUGCUUAUACUGUACUUCUUCUUGCUCCUGCAGCUAACGGUCAUAUCACGAAGGUGCCAGAGAGAAGCAUUCAUUGAUUCACAGCAGCACAGCAAAUAUUCCAGAGCGUUUUCUAUCACAGGAGCAUACCUCAUGACUUGUAGAAAUCAACACGUCCUGCAUCUCCUUAACUAUAUGAAAGAACAGCCAGAAGAAAGAAAUCAAUUUAGCAUCUUAGUUGUUCAUGUUCAUGGAUUUACCAUUGGUGCGUAGUGCUUUUCCAGUACAUGAUAAGAACGAGCAUCACCGCAGCCUGAAUCAAUCCAUAUGUAGUUAUUAAAUGGAACUGAUGCUGCUAAGCUGCACAAUGGCUGUGCAGUGGGACUGGGAAGCGGCUGAAGGAUCCAGGAGCUGGGACUGCAGUGUGCUGCAGGCACCACCACAUCUGGUUGGCAGGUGACAGCCUACUACCUUGUGAAACAAUGGACAUAAUUGCUGGCAUGAAGCAGUGCCAUGAGAUUACACAUUUGAAACUGAAUCAUGAUGAAAAUAUUUAAAGGCAAAAAGAAGAGAGAAAUGAAACAGUGCUGCUUUUGGCCUGGCUUUCUCUAUUGUUCAGAAUGACAUGCUGUGCAAUGGAACUUAUUUGUAAAGUGCAGUUUAACAAUUUUGAUAAACAACUCUGAUAAGCUUCCUUAAGUUAUUUCCACAAAGAUUAGAAAUGAAGACAAUUCUGAUCUUCUUCUGUAAUUAUUCUCUAUGAUUCAAAACUCUGAUCUCAGUAACACCAUUCAAUAAUCAGGAGUCCUAAUUUAUGCACUUAAUGGAGCAGGUUAUGUGGACCUUUCUGUUUUGUUAAGAGUUAAGUAUAAAAAAUGAAGAUGCAAUUAAUGCUGCCUUGAAAAUAGUUACAGAGGAUGGCCCUUUCAAGAGAAAAUUAUUCUAUUUUUCAAGCAAUUACCCCAGUGUAAUUGCUACUCGUAUCAAGCAAACCAGAUUAUAAUACAAGCUUUUAUUGAACAUCAUAGCGCCACAAAGGAAUAUCACAACUUUGCAUUUUCUUUGGAAAAACCUGUACAUUGGAGACCUUAUUAUAGUAUUUUUCCAUCACAUACCUGGAUUCACUUUCCUGUCAUACCAAGGUGCUUAUAUAUAUUCCUGUCACAUUUAAUAAAACAGAUGUGAAUUACAAUGGUUCUCUUCAGCUCUUCAUAGAAUACAUGCAUAACAAAUUCCUAAGGAAGAAUAAGGAAAGCAGCUCCCUCUGAAGUUUAGUAAUGAUCUAUGAUAGAUCAAGACAGGAGUAGUGUUAAGGUCAGUACAAAAGUACCCUUGAGAAUUUUCUUCUUCCCUUUCAGGAAGAGUGUUGUUGUCACUAAAUGUAAACCUUAUUAAAUCCAGCCAGAAAGCACUGUGUGGUGGUGCAAUAUGAACUCUUAAAGUAAAGCCAGCAGUAAACCAUGUGAGAUUGAAACAAAUUAUGUAUGUCACUGAACUUAAUAUUUUCUAGCUGACUUUUCUUUAAUGCGAGAUUCAAAAGAGAACAGAGAUGAUGAAAACAUACAGGAUUUCAGGCUUGCUUAUGUACACAACUCUGUACUUGCUGCCUCUCCUUUGAAACUGAGUUAUGGUGGAGAAAAGAUAAAUACAACAAACUUGUGGAACAGGUAAUACUGGGGUCAUAGUUUAAAGAAAUCUCAACCAAAUUCAUGUAAUUCAAGAGUUGUUUAUAAAAGAAGCGUAAAUGUUUAUGAACUACAAAAAUCAGAUGCAGAUGGAAGUGACAUGAAGUAUGUAAUAAAAGUGCAUGUAGGUCAGUCUGGGACAGAUUACUCACAUGAACAGGAUAAGAUCUCAAGUUCCUUUGACUUUUUUAGUACUAAUAUCAAUGAAAUCCAUAAUCUUUAGUCAACACUGUUAUAUUGUUUUAGGAUGUCUUCAUCUUUACUACAUAUUUAAAAAUAUCCC
This is a messenger RNA of Tympanuchus pallidicinctus (lesser prairie-chicken), 7925 nucleotides long. It is a transcript of the gene WDR88, whose product is annotated as WD repeat domain 88. Gene Ontology annotation, molecular function: protein binding. Lineage: Eukaryota; Metazoa; Chordata; Aves; Galliformes; Phasianidae. The record is from RefSeq and is a predicted model, not a curated record. The transcript has 14 exons. Bases 405 to 1616 code for a protein of 403 amino acids.